Messenger RNA from Homarus americanus (American lobster), 549 nucleotides. RefSeq names its product mitochondrial tRNA-specific 2-thiouridylase 1-like. Gene Ontology annotation, cellular component: mitochondrion. Gene Ontology annotation, biological process: tRNA wobble position uridine thiolation. The record is from RefSeq and is a predicted model, not a curated record. NCBI's taxonomy places the organism in Eukaryota, Metazoa, Arthropoda, Malacostraca, Decapoda, Nephropidae. Gene Ontology annotation, molecular function: sulfurtransferase activity.
CUACAAAUCAUUUUUAUUGGUUGCAAAAAAAAAAGCUUUUGAUUGGUCGCGUGAUGUGUAUGGGAACGCAUGCACGUGAUGAUUUAUGAAGGAGACAUGCAGUGUGAGAGGUGAGGCAGGCGGUAAUGGUGCAAGAUUAAUGGGAGAAAAUAGAGAACAUUUUGGAUACACUUUCUCCAUUAUUAUACAUUUCCGCCGGAUAUGAAGUCAUCGGGGUAUUCAUGCGCAACUGGGAUGAGAAGAAUGAAAAAGGCCACUGUGCAGGUGAUGCUGAUGCUGAAGAUGCAGAGUGGGUCUGUCGCAGACUUGAUAUUCCCUUUCAUGAAGUUAACUUUGUUAAGGAGUACUGGAACGAUGUUUUUAUGUACAUGAUAGAAGAGUAUAAAGCAGGUUUUACACCUAAUCCAGAUAUCAUGUGCAAUAAGAAGAUUAAGUUCUCUCCUUUUCUCAAGCAUGCACAAGAAGAUUUAAAUUGUGAAAUUAUUGCAACUGGACAUUAUGCUCGGACUUCCUUUGGUGACAACCUUGAAAAAUAUGAUCCCAGAAAAG